Ipomoea triloba (trilobed morning glory) is the source of this 1652-nucleotide messenger RNA. RefSeq lists its product as uncharacterized. NCBI's taxonomy places the organism in Eukaryota, Viridiplantae, Streptophyta, Magnoliopsida, Solanales, Convolvulaceae. The record is from RefSeq and is a predicted model, not a curated record. The transcript is spliced from 5 exons. The coding region runs from base 64 to 1458 and encodes 464 amino acids.
AAGUUCGUGACUAGAAAAUUUCUACUUUCACCGCCAUAUCUCUCUAUCUCUCAGAAGUUAACAAUGGUGCAGAGCUCCUUCUGCAUACUCUCAUCAACGUCGCCGUCUUUGUUCCCGUCCAAUUCCGCCGCCGAUUUGCCGUCGACUUCAUAUCUGCCGUCACCGAGAACUCUCUUCCUGUGGAGAAGCAGCCCUAGGUUCUCCAAGUUCAAAGUUCUAUCCAAGCAGCAGCAGCAGCUCUCGAUUGAUGGAAAUAGCAAUAAUUCUAAUGGCUCGGCACCGGCGGAGCAGUUUCUGCAGAACAACUCGAUUGCGGACUUCAUGAGGUUCAGGCACGGCUCCAAUUCCGAUGAACGGCGAGCCGAGCUGCAGACAGCCGUUGUUAGUUACCGGAAGAGGUUUCCUUGGUCUAUCCUUCAGCCCUUUCUUCGGGUUGAUUUGGUGUCCACGAUACAUAUUGCUGAUAAAGAGUACUUUGCAACCCUUCAGAGGGAACUUGAACCAUAUGAUUGUGUUCUUUAUGAAAUGGUAGCUAGUAGGGAGAGUUUAGAAAGCAGAAGAAAUCUUGCCAUCAAAAAGAAUAUUCAAAGUUCAAAAUCAAGGGGUCUUAAUAUCCUUGGUUGCAUUCAGAGACAGAUGGCAAGACUUCUUACGCUUGAUUUCCAAUUAGAUUGUCUUGACUACCAGGCUGAGAACUGGUACCAUGCAGAUCUUGACUUUGAAACCUUUAAGUUACUUCAGCUUGAGAAAGGUGAGAGCUUCUUCACAUUUGCCAGGGAUAUGACAAUUAGAUCUACCAAAGCCAUUGUGCAAUCAGCAUCAAUGCCAGAUGAUCUUGGCCCUUGGAGAUCCAAACUUCUGUGGGCUUCACGUGUGCUACCUAUGCCUCUCAUCGGACUUGUCAUCAUUGGAGGAGUCUGUGCAGAUAUAGGAAGUCAGGCAUCAGAAUAUCCAGAGAUAGAAGCGCUGUCAAGGCUUGAUUUUGGCGCUGCAAUGAAAGUGUUUCUUGCAAAGCGACUAACAUCCGAAUUCACGCAGGUGACAGCCGAUGUGGAGGCAAAAUCUGUUAUAAUAGGAGAGAGAAACAGGGCUGCAACUGAAGCACUUCAGAAGGCAAUCGACGAGGGCCACAACAAGAUAGCCAUCCUAUACGGAGGCGGCCACAUGCCAGACUUGGGUCGACGACUACGCGAAGAGUUUGACCUCGUCCCCUCUCAGGUACAAUGGAUAACAGCUUGGUCCAUCAGGAACAGCAACAUAACAAGCAGUUCACUUCCACUCUUGAAAUCAGUGGCAGAAGUGUUAGGGUGGCCAUUAAACAGGUACCAAACACUAGCGCUGCUAAUAUUUUCAUCAAUCCUUGCAUUGGAUCUGGUGUUCUGGGAGCUGUUUUUUGGCACUACAGCUAAUUGGAUUACACAGGCUGCUUCCGACAUUUCCCAUUACGUUAGCAAUUAAUGAUGAUAAUGAUGUUGUUGGUUUAUGUAAGGUGUAGGCAUUCUUAACAGAACUUGUACAGAUGUGCAUAUAGUUUUCAACUAUUUGAAGACAUUCCAGAUUCUAAUUCUUGUUGUAAUGGAGUAUUUGCAAUUAACUAUAAUCUAAAAGAUAAAUGUAAAAAUGUACCACAAAUGGGGAUUUUUUUUUUUUAA